CUUUCACCUAUUUUCGUCCCGGACCAGUUAACAGACGUAUGUAGUUUAGCUACAGUAAUCAGUAUAGUGGCCAUCUGUUGCCGUAACGAGCAUUCGUUGUGCUUUUAGCACUUAUGAUCGCAAGUGAUAAUAUUUUCCGUGAAAAAUACAUCCAAACGAAUCACAGCGCGCAUGCGUGAUAAAAACGUCAGAUACAAAAGUCUCUGUGGAAUAUAAACACGUGUAAGCUCAUAGUGAAAAAUAUGUUGUAAAAAUCGUUAUAAAAACCGGUCGAAAUGGGUCAAGAUGUGGGGUUGGACGCGAUUUUACAGGAGUUAGGAUAUUUCGGGAAGUACAAUAUAGUGAAUUAUGCAUUGUUGUUGUUCCCUGUAUAUUUGGCGGGAAUGUUUGGCUCAGUCUUCGUGUUUGAAGCGUCGGAUAUAAAUUACAGAUGCAACAUCACAAAGUGUGAAGAUCUCAAUAACAACAGUUGGCUCGAACACGCAAUACCUAAGGAGAAAGACGUGCUGUCGAAAUGUAAACGGUUCAUGCACCACAACUACUCUGCCACUGCAACGUGUAGUAUAGAAGACUUUGAUAAUUCCACUGUGGAGAAUUGUGAUACAUUUGUUUACAGUGAUGAGGAUUCCGCUGUUAGAGAUUUCGAUCUUGGCUGUCAAAAUUGGAAGCGAACUCUCGUGGGGUCCAUUCACAACACCGGUCUUUUUAUAUCACUGCCCCUCACUGGUAUCAUAUCAGAUAGAUACGGCAGAAAGGUUGCCUUGGCUGUGGCCUCACUUAUGAACGGCAUCUUUGGGUUCCUGAGGUCCUUUUCUACCAGCUAUAUCAUGAUGCUUGUCUUUGAGUUCUUGGAAGCUGCUUUGGGAGCUGGAGCUUAUAGCACUGCUUUUGUUCUUGCUGUGGAACUAGUAGGUCCUAAGGGCAGAGUCUUUGGAAACACCCUCAUCAAUGCUGUCUACGUGCUGGGUCUCAUGUCCUUAGCAUCUCUAUCAUGGUGGCUGCAGAAUUGGAGACACCUCCUCAGGCUUAUUUACGUACCAGCCAUGUUUGUUGUGUCAUACUACUGGAUAUUAAAUGAAAGUGCCAGAUGGCUGAUCAGCAAAGGGAGGCAUAAUGAAGCUGCAGCAAUUUUGAAAAAGGCAGCGAAAAUGAACCGAGUAGAUCUAUCUGAAGAUGUUCUAUUACCUUUAUAUGAACUAGAGAAAGUUAACACUGAUACAGACAACGAGAAAAGUAAAGACGCAAAUAAGGUAGAGAUAGAGGAAAAUAAAGAGAAUAAGCAAUCGAAUUUAAUGAAAGUGAUCAAAUCUAGUAUAAUAAGGAAACGGGUAAUGAUAUGCUCGUUUUUGUGGAUAACAUGUACUUUCGUUUAUUACGGACUAUCUAUAAACUCAGUGUCUCUAGCUGGGAAUAAGUAUGUAAACUUUAUGCUGGUAGCGUUUGUGGAGAUUCCAGCGAACAUUGUGUGUUUGUUAGUGUUGGACAGAUUUGGGAGGAAGAAAGUGUUGAUAUUAACUUAUGUUCUGAGUGCGUGUUUAUGUAUAAGUUUAUCUUUCGUGCCAAAAGAUCAAAAAUGGUUGUCGCUAGUCAUAUAUCUAUCGGGAAAGUUCUCUAUAACGGUCGCGUACAGCUCCGUGUACAUUUAUGUAUCGGAAGUGUUCCCGACCAACGUCCGACAGUCGCUGUUGGCUAUUUGUUCGUCGUUGGGCAGAGUUGGGUCGACGUUGGCGCCGAUGACGCCCUUACUUAAUCAAUACUACCACAAUCUGCCGGCGAUAUUCUUCGGGAGCAUGGCACUAAUUGCGAGCGUCCUCGUGUUCUCCCUGCCAGAAACCAUCAACGUGGCUCUACCAGACACGGUGGAGGAAGCUGAGAGGAUAUCCAAAAGGAGAGACCAGAAAGAACCUGCGUAGAACUAACUCAAUCAGAUACAGGACGGAGCGUUGUAAAUGAAAAAUUGGUUCCUUAUCGGUAGUUAUUAUCAAAACAUUUUCUGCACCCCUAAAUGGUUAACAUUCCACACAAAAGGUAUACCUACAGGGUAUUUGGUAAUUAGUAUACAAUGACGACACGU
Messenger RNA from Maniola jurtina (meadow brown), 2074 nucleotides. RefSeq names its product organic cation transporter protein-like. Gene Ontology annotation, molecular function: transmembrane transporter activity. Lineage: Eukaryota; Metazoa; Arthropoda; Insecta; Lepidoptera; Nymphalidae. Gene Ontology annotation, biological process: transmembrane transport. Gene Ontology annotation, cellular component: membrane. The record is from RefSeq and is a predicted model, not a curated record. The transcript has 6 exons. Bases 276 to 1913 code for a protein of 545 amino acids.